Didymella exigua CBS 183.55 is the source of this 1845-nucleotide messenger RNA. RefSeq lists its product as uncharacterized. The coding region runs from base 1 to 1845 and encodes 614 amino acids. The transcript is spliced from 2 exons. Lineage: Eukaryota; Fungi; Ascomycota; Dothideomycetes; Pleosporales; Didymellaceae. The record is from RefSeq and is a predicted model, not a curated record.
AUGGACCCCAAGGAGGUGACCAAGAUCUGCCUGCGCCUGAAGCACCAGAUCGAGCAGAUUAUCCCCUACGAGCUCGAGGAGGACAAGGUCACCAAGGCGAACAGCCCCAUCAUCACCCCGGCCGUGCUGGACACGGCGACGCGCGCGGGCUCGGCCGGCGGCGAGAAGACGGCCUGCGUCGUCUACUGCCUGCUGAUCGUCAAGAAGUGGUGCGAGAAGCAGGCCGCCGCCGAGCUGUGGGACGCCGACCUGCACGGGGUGCGCGCCGUGGCCGCCGAGAUGAUGGCCAAGCGCAUCAUCGAGGCCGAGGAGGACAUGGACUACCUGUUCGAGGAGGUUCUGCUCAAGCGCUACUCGAUCCUCGUCGACGGCGAGCCCACUGUGCCCGCCAACGCCGUCGAGAAGGCCGUCGACCUGCACGCCGUGACCGUCAUCGGCUCGUCGGGCUACCAGAAGUGCAUCUCGUACCUGUGGCGCGGCUGGAUCGUCCAGGACGACGAGGACCCCACGCGCUUCGUGCAGUUUGAGAACAAGACCAACACCAACCUCUGGGCCCACCUCGACCCGGACCGCAUGCGCGUGCCGCGCUACCAGAACUGGGUGCAGAUCAUCUUCUCGCUGCUCUACCUGGGCCUGUUCACGGGCGCCAUCAACACCAUCAAUGCCGACGCCGACCUCGACGUCGUCGAGGGCCUGCUCUACCUCUUCACCCUCGGCUUCAUCUGCGACGAGGCCAACAAGUUCUACAAGGUCGGCCGCUUCUACCUCUCCUUCUGGAACAUGUUCAACAGCACCCUCUACGCCCUGCUCACCGUGUCCUUUGUCUUCCGCAUCGUCGCCGUCAGCCAUCCUGCCGAAGAACACAGCCACCACGGCGACCGCGCCAGCCCGCGCGCCUACUUCAACGAGCUAGGCUACAACUUCCUCGCCUUCACCGCCCCCAUGUUCUGGAUGCGCCUGCUGCUGUACUUUGACACGUUCCGCUUCUUCGGCGCCAUGCUGGUCGUGCUCAAGGUCAUGUUUCGCGAGAGUCUGAUCUUCUUCCUGCUGCUGUUCGUCGUCCUCGUCGGCUUCCUGCAGGCCUUCAUGGGCCUCGACAUCGCCGAGGACCAGGUCAUGAACGACAUGGGCUUCGUCAUGCAAGCCAUGCUGAACGCCAUUAUGCAGAGUCCCGAGUUCGAGGGCUUCGACAACUUCGCCCCCCCCUUCGGCCUGAUCCUCUACUACAUCUUCACCUUUGUCGUCAUGGUGAUCCUGCUCAACAUCCUCAUCGCGCUCUACAACUCGGCCUAUGAAGACAUAACCGGCAACGCCACGGACGAAUACAUGGCGCUCUUCAGCCAAAAGACAAUGCAAUUCGUUCGCGCGCCUGACGAGAACGUCUUCAUCGCCCCAUUCAACCUGAUCGAAAUGCUGUUCCUGAUCCUGCCCUUCGAGUGGUGGAUGCCGAGCGCGCGCUACGACCACCUGAACGACAUGGUCAUGGCCGUGCUGUACAGCCCGCUGCUGCUUGUGACGGCCUUCCUCGAGCAGCGCGACGCUCGCCGCGUCCGCAGCAAUCGCAACCGCGGCGAGGCCGACGAGGACGUCACGCACGAGUGGGAGCAGGUCCUGCACGAAUGCGACUUUGAGGCUGACGGCUGGGACAAGAAGGUCCAGGCCUCGAAGCCCAAUGUCGAGUUCGACACGGCCGUGCUCGAGGUCAAGAAGCUGCAGCGCGACGUCGCCGAGCUGAAGGAGCUGAUGGUUACCUUGCUGCAGAAGAGCGAGUCCUGGGGCGCUGACACGCUGGGCGGCAGCAAGUUCGAUCAGCUGGCGCAGAGCAGUGGCAGCGUGGACAAGUGA